This is a messenger RNA of Galleria mellonella (greater wax moth), 1244 nucleotides long. RefSeq names its product cuticle protein-like (gene CPR135). Bases 234 to 1055 code for a protein of 273 amino acids. The record is from RefSeq and is a predicted model, not a curated record. The transcript is spliced from 4 exons. Gene Ontology annotation, cellular component: extracellular matrix. Lineage: Eukaryota; Metazoa; Arthropoda; Insecta; Lepidoptera; Pyralidae.
UCAAUGUUUACACGCCAACGUUUUCACAUGUGAAGGUUGUAUGAAAAUGAGGAAAACUGAUGCAACCCUCCGCGAUUGUUGUUGCAGACAGCACUGGCGUACACACGAAACGGUGUACAUCCGUUGGACAUCAGGACAUUGAGGUUUAAGGCAGUUACCUAUAAAUUAGGCUACAUUGCUUGUACUGGGCCAGUACGUUUUUGUCAUCAACUAGUCAGUGCGUCUCCGUCAAUAUGAAAUUAUUUGCGAUAGCGUGUCUCCUCGUUCUAACAGGGUCCACCAAAGCUGACGGCUCUUUGGGUGGCCUUGUCUACGCACCAGGUCACGCCUCGGUCGAUUAUUAUGCAUAUCCCAGGUAUGCAUUUGAGUACGCUGUAAAAGACCCACACACUGGAGACAACAAAGCGCAAUGGGAGAAACGGGAUGGGGACGUUGUUAAAGGAGCAUACUCGCUAGUAGAGCCUGAUGGAAGCCUUCGAGUGGUGGAGUACUGGGCUGACGACAAAUCAGGUUUCAACGCAGUUGUGAAGCGCUUGGGCCCAAACCUGCAUCCAGUUGCACCAGUGACGCCCAUUUAUAAAGCGCCAAUUCCUGUAUUAAGGAGCGAACCAGUGGUUGCUCCAAUUGCAAUUGGAUCAGUGGCCAAGUACGGGGGUUUGGCUAGUGCUCCACUUAUAACUGGGCCUUUGGGCGGAGUGGCAACCUCUUCUGCGAUUCUUCACAAGCCAUCAGUACCGAUAUUAUCAGGGCCAGUAUUGCCCACACCAAUAGUUCCAAAUGUACCGAUUGUGCCAACCCCGAUACUGCCCUCACCUAUCAUAAAAUCGGCACCAAUUGUGCCAGCUCCGAUUCUGUCCACGCCCAUUAUAAAAUCUUCACCAUAUUUAUCAGCACCGCUGUCAGAACCAUACCUAUCGCCUCUGUCUACUCCGAUCAACGCCUGGGGACCUCGACUCCUUAAAGCUCCUGGCUUAGGCUUAGGACCAACCCUAACAGGUUUAGGCUCGUGGGGUGCCGGAAACUUGGAUUUAGAUUAUAUCGGAAGCAAAUACUAGAUAUAGAUGUUGAAAGCCUUUACAAUUCUGUAAUUUAAUGCCGCUGCCUAUUCUAUAUUCUUAUGCUCUCCAAAGACGACUAGUUGUGCCUUGUUGGAUGGAAUACUGUUGUUAGUUAUUUAAUAUUUAUGUAAAUAAAUGAACUCGACAUUUAGCACAAAUAUAGCAUCACCACUGUGUGGUACUCAA